GCAGUCAGGCACAUGUAAUGUUUCAUCGACUAGCCACAGUGUAGCACCAUGGAAAGUAAAACUAUGAUAUCGUUCUCCUCGGAAAAUUCCAAAGGUGAUUGCCCAGGAAGCCUAAGUGGGGAUAUAACAAAAUCUCGCAAAGGUCUUAUCGUGCUACAGGAAUGGUGGGGAAUGAACGAACAGAUACGAAACCAGGCUCUAGACUUAGCCACUAAGCGUAACUUUAUUACUCUUGUUCCUGAUUUAUACAGGGGUAAAUGUUCAGAUGACCGAGAGGAAGCUGGCCAUUUAAUGGCAGGUCUUGAUUGGAUGGGGGCUGUUAAAGACAUUCAAGGUGCGGCAAAGUACCUCAUUAGCAAAGGAUGCGCAAAGGUUGGUGUGACGGGAUUUUGUAUGGGAGGCGCGUUGAGCCUUGCGGCUGCCGCGUUGGUUCCAGAGAUCUCUGCAUCGGCGCCAUUUUAUGGAAUCCCUAGCCCCGACUUGUGUGACGUCACUAAAAUAACCAUACCAGUUCAAGGUCACUUCGCGGAACUUGAUAAUUUAGUUGGAUUUUCAUCUCCAAAGGAUGCUCAAGAAUUGAAGAGGAAAUGCGACGCUGCCAACGUACCAUUGACUCUGUAUAUAUACGAAGGAGUUGAUCAUGGGUUUAAUCAUGUAGGGGGGCCUAAUUACAAUGAGGAGUUCAGCACAUUGGCGUUGAAGCGCAUGAGCGAUUUCAUGAGCGAACAUUUAUAGACUUCAUACAUUUGUAAUAGGCCUAUUGUCUUCAUCAACAACAGAGACUUUUGAAGUAAUAUUCACGUCUUCGCUUGUAACCGUCACAACCACAUUUAGUAUCAUCAUUUAUUGCGCAGUUCUAUACAUAUUCUUACAUAUGGACGACAAUUUAUAAGGAUAUCACACUUAUGGACGUAAAAGAACAAAUACCGUGUUAGUUCAACAAACCAUGAUAGUUCUACAGACA
Owenia fusiformis is the source of this 964-nucleotide messenger RNA. NCBI's taxonomy places the organism in Eukaryota, Metazoa, Annelida, Polychaeta, Sabellida, Oweniidae. The record is from the annotation of a GenBank genome assembly.